CAUGCGCAGUUUACUUGGGACACGCACGUCGCGUUUUAUAUUUAGAGGAGCCAAAAAGAAAAACAACUACGUUGCAGUUUGCGAUAUUCUUAAAAAGUUGUGAAGAUCCGAGGUUUUUUUUUUUUUAGAUAUACUUUACUUACUUGCAAAUGCGAACAUUCGGGGGUGAACGUUCACGUAUAACGAAUGCGUCCGAGCUAAUGCUAAAGGUUUCUAGCUAACAGGAAGCAUGUGUGGGCUUGACAGAUUUAGUUAUCGACUAUAACACAGAUUUUGUUAUCGACUAUAACAACAACUUUUAAGUAAAUGACACGGGGUUAGACUAUACGUCUGGUGAGUAAAAUGGGACGGAAGAAACAGAGCAGGUUUGUGCGCCCUGACAACAAGGGAAAAGACAAACGACACAAAGUGAAAGGGAAAACUUUAGAGGCUUUUACAGAAGAAAUGCACUCUGCAGUGGAAGCAAGUCUUCACAGAGAGGAGGAAGGAGCAGAGAGCCCUCAAGUGAAGCUACCUUGUCCUCUUGCCAUGUGGGAGCUGGGCCACUGUGACCCCAAACGUUGCACAGGCCGAAAGCUGGUCCGCAAGGGCUUUGUACGCAACCUGCGCCUCAAUCAGAGGUUUAACGGACUCAUUUUGAGUCCCAUGGGUACAAAGUAUGUGACACCAGCUGACAGGGAGAUCGUGGCCCAGAACGGGCUGGCAGUGAUUGAUUGCUCUUGGGCCAAGCUGGAAGAGACGCCCUUCAAUAAGAUGGUCGGAAGUCAUCCGCGCCUGCUGCCUUACCUCGUCGCUGCCAAUCCGGUCAACUACGGGAAGCCUUGCAAAUUAUCUUGUGUUGAGGCUUUUGCUGCCACUUUUUCUAUCGUGGGUUUCGAGGAACUGGCCGCACUCUUGUUGAAGAAAUUCAAAUGGGGGACUGUGUUCCUGGAGCUCAAUAAAGUUCUGCUGAAGCGCUAUGCUGCCUGCCAGUCAGAGGAAGAGCUGCUCACUGUCGAAAAGGACUUUCUCACCACGAAACCAGAGGAGGAGGAAAUUGAUCCGUUUGAUGUCAACUCAGGAGUGGAAUGUAUGAAUCUCAACAGACGUCACUGGGAACCUGAUGAGGAUUGUAGCGAGGGCACUGACACAUCAGAGGAUGAUGUUGAUGAUGACGACAACGACGACGAUGAUGAUGAUGACGACGACGACAACAACGAUGAUGAAGCGGAAGAUGGAAAAAAAGAACGAUGAGUCAGAAAACGUCUCACACAGAGAUGAAGUGGCAGCAGCAAAGUCGUCACAAUAAAACAGAUUUAAACUUGAUUAUUGUCAGGACUGGUGACCCAUUAUGGAAGCCUCAAACGCUCAUAAAUGUUUAACAUGAUAAAAAGUACAUUUUGGCUAGUUUGUAUGUCCUUUGUAAAUUAUCUUUACUGUUGUUGUAUGUACAAUAACAACACUGUUAUUGUACAUAAAUAGAAAGUAUCUGUACUUGAGAAUUUAUUUGUUUGAUGUUUUCCUUUUACUCCCGACAUUAGAAACUAGUAUUGGGCUUUCUCGACCUUAAUCACCUUUGACACUGUAAAAAAAAAAAAAAACGGGGAACUUU
Hippocampus comes (tiger tail seahorse) is the source of this 1591-nucleotide messenger RNA. It is a transcript of the gene tsr3, whose product is annotated as TSR3 ribosome maturation factor. Gene Ontology annotation, biological process: maturation of SSU-rRNA. The coding region runs from base 343 to 1233 and encodes 296 amino acids. The transcript is spliced from 6 exons. Gene Ontology annotation, molecular function: rRNA small subunit aminocarboxypropyltransferase activity. NCBI's taxonomy places the organism in Eukaryota, Metazoa, Chordata, Actinopteri, Syngnathiformes, Syngnathidae. The record is from RefSeq and is a predicted model, not a curated record.